GCCUUGCCUUACUUGUACAUUCCUUUUCCUGUUGAGCAGCUUCAAAAUCCUGAGGAGGGCAAUGCAUAUCUUCAUGAUCUAGUGAAGGCUAUUGAGAAAGCUUUAAAAAGUCGAAGUACUUCUGUCUCCAAAAGACAACACAUACAUGGUUGCAGCCUUGUUCGGGCAAAGAAAUUUUAUGGCUACCAUUCGUCAGAGAAGCUCUUCAUGAAGAUUUAUUUAUAUUAUCCUCAUGAGGUAGCCCGUGCUGCUGCUCUGCUUUUGGGUGGUGCCAUUCUUAAUAGAAACUUCCAGCCCUAUGAAGUUCAUAUCCCUUAUCUUCUUCAUUUUUUGGUUGACUACAACUUAUAUGGAAUGAGCCAUAUACAUACCUCAAAUGUUAGAUUUCGUCCUCCAUUACCAGAUAGCUUCAUUCCUAAGGCAGCAUGUCAUGAUAUUGGGGCAGGUACAGCUGAUGCAGUUUGUAAUUCAGCCAUUUGGCUUUCUUCUACAGUUCCAAGUGCUUUAAUUUGGCCUGAUUCAGCUAUUGGAGUUAUCUUGGAGAAUAACGCCAUUAACUUCAUUAGACGUCAAAGUAUCUGUAUGCUUGAGGCAGAUUUGAGUGUGGAUGACAUUCUAAAUGAGAGACAUAAAAUGUAUACAUCUCUUUCGCAGACUAAAUCAGACGUUAAAAUGGUUCAGUCACUUAUACCAAUUUGGGAGGAAGAGUAUGAACGGUCAGGACCACAGGAGGCAGUAAAUUUUGCUGAUGCUAGCAAACCUCAUCCUGAAGAUGUAUUGAAAGGCUUUUUACUUGGACUUGAACAUGAGAAUGCACUCUCCAAUUUAUUCUUAGAAGCACAAAAAUCCUUUCCCUUAAAUAUUUCUGCAGUCAAGGAGGAUAAGAGGUUAGAGGAGUACAUUACAUCAUUUAGUGACAUUGCCAAAACACUCACUCCAAUAGAACAUCAGAGACUAAGCAGUCCGUGCAGUGGACCUUUGAAGCAUUCUGAAAAAAAAAAUGAUAAAGGAAUGUCUUCAUCUGAACCCUCUUCCCAGAAAAAUGAGGAUACUCUACCUUAUGCGGAAAACUGUGAGUUUCAUGAAUUGACACCUACAGUCAUCAGGUCAUCAUCAUCAUCACAGAUGAUUGCAUCUGAAGAUCUGAAGAGUUUAGAUACUGAAGCGCUUGGGCUUUUAAGCUGGCUUGCAUCUUCACAAGCUGUAGAAGACUUGACUACUGACGAUGCAUUAGUCCAUGAAGCAAUUCUCAGUCCCUUAUUUCCUACAAAAUCCUACCAAAAGGCUUUAGAGAUGGCUCAUCAAGAUUAUCUGAGUACUUCUCAGCAGGAAUGCCAGGAUAUUCUUGAUUCUGUUGAAGGUGCCAUCAAGUCUGAGGCGCUGAAGGAACAGAGUUCUUGUGCUGGGGAUCAUGAGCAUAUGGCCAGUGUUUCAUCAGGUGAUACAAUUCCUCAAGUUGAUGGAUCAUCUGAUGAUAAUUUUAAAAUUCCUUACAGAGCCAAUCUUUCUGAGAUGAAUGCAAGUAGUGAAAGGGAGAGAUCACCCACCUGUGUGAUGGCAAAGUGCACAAAUACAAGGGAAGACAGCAUUCACAGUAGAAACAAACUUCUAUGGGGCCCUUUGCCAUUCUCUGUUAAAGAAAACAAGCAUGAAGAUUUCGAACCUGGCUCUGUUGAUUCUCCUUCUGAUGAUUUGAUGAAAAAUAGUACUGAGCAUUGCACCUCAUCUGGGAGCAAAGGGGAGAAGGGUUACAAUGCUGCGAAAGUUGAUGCAGGCAUAGAGACUUCUGAUGAAAAGGUAAGAAAGGCAUUGGCUGCAUGCUCUGUGAGAGAUUUGAUGAGGAAAAAGCGUUGCUUCCUGGGUGGGCAGUCUGAAUCUGAUAGACCUUUCAUUAAGUCAUUAACUAAGGUGAAAAAGAAAAUGAUUUCAGACGGGUCAAACUAUCAUGUCUUGCCCCAUGACAUUUUACAGGUAAGGUCAUCUGAAAUUGUUCAAGAGAAUAUAAUGUCCUGGGAAGGUUGCAAGCACGAUGUAUGCACAUCCAACAUUCUGAAUGAAGAACAAGUAAUUUUGCAUAGUGAUAGCAAGCACAUUAGUGAACAUGAUGAUGAGAUUGCUCCAGAGGGCUUUGUUGAAGCACACAUUAGCAGCCAUACAGAUUCAUAUUCUGCAUUUGAUACAAACGUUCUGCAAACUAAUGAUCUUGUCAGUGGAGAAGGGGGUGCAGGAAACAGCUCAGCUUACCCUGAUUGCAAAAUCUGCAGUGGCUCGAAUAUGGAAAAGACUCCUGUAGAAUAUAUUGAGAUGACUUUCGGCAGGAAACCACCCUCUAAAGAUCAGAUUGAGAUGAUUUCAGAGGAUUCUCCUGGGGCUACUGGGCAGCUUGUUGGGCCUGUAAAUGCUCAUGAUGAAUCAUCAGCCUUCAAUUCUUGCUCCAUGGACUUUGAGAGGCAGGGAAAGAACGACAUCCUCCCAUUUUUUGAAAGGACCUCUGUUGAUACAACACCAUGUAAAUUGUUGCUUAGUGUAGAAAAUCCUAAUUUUGUUCAAGAUUCUGCAGCAGGUGCCCCAACUCACUUCCAAAAUGAUGGUUCAGUUUUAUACUUGCUGACUCAUGCAUUUUCACCACCAACUUCAUACUCUGUUUGUCAAUGGCUUUUGGAAGAAGUGCCCGGCGGUCAUUCAGAUGAUGCCACUGGUCACUCUGAAUGGAACCUGCCAUUAUCGUCACCAAAUCCUUCUUUCAAGCUCGGUAAUGGCCUGGAGGACACUGUUAAAGGGUAUUUCCAUAAUGAAAAAGCAUCAUGUCAUGCACAAGAUAUUUUAGUAGAUGCUUGUGAUGGUGCCUUGCCAGAUUCUAAAGUUGCUUUUCAUUUGAAGGCAGAUUUCUCCCCAUCAAGUCAGGAGAAGAAAAUACACUUGCCUGUAGUUGAUGUUCUUUCUAAUCAUACGAAAUUAGCUGGCAAUCAUAUGAAAGAAAAUGUGGUUACCAAUAGUUUUAAUGAUGCCUCUCAGAUUUCAGGUCCAGAUGGGAAAUCAGAUCUUACCCCUCUCAGUCAAAUUGGUUUUCGCGAUCCUGCAAGUGUUGGUUGUGGACAACAACUGACAAUAAUGAGUCUGGAGGUUCAGGCAGAAUCUAGAGGAGAUCUACGGCCUGAUCCCCAAUUUGAUUCCAUAAACAUUAUAUCUGUCGCAGUUCUGGAGGAUACGAGUGCUGCUUUUGACGUUUAUGUCCUUAUGCGUGAUAACGAUGACGACUUAUAUAGGAGAUGCAGAAAUAUUGAUGGAGUUUCUGGUUGCAAUAUUGUUGUAAUAUCUGAAGAAAAACUUCUUCUGAACCAUUUUGUGAAGAUCGUUUCUUCAGUUGAUCCAGAUAUUCUGAUGGGAUGGGAGAUUCAAGGUGGCUCUCUCGGUUUUCUUGCUGAAAGAGCAGCACAUCUAGUUGCUGAUACUGUUCUUGAGGAUGCUAUAACUGAAGAUGAAUGGGGUCGUACCCAUGCUAGUGGUAUACAUGUUGGUGGACGGAUUGUGCUUAAUAUAUGGCGACUCAUGCGUGCAGAAGUUAAGCUUAAUAUGUACACUGUUGAAGCUGUGGCUGAAGAAGUUUUGAGGCGAAAGAUUCCGUCAAUUCCAUGUAAAGUAUUGAAUAAUUGGUUUUCAAGUGGUCCUGGCAGAGCAAGACAUCGAUGUAUAGAUUAUGUCAUGGAGAGGGCAAAGCUUAAUCUUCAAAUUAUGAAUCAAUUGGAUAUGAUUAAUAGGACAUCUGAGCUAGCUCGUGUUUUUGGCAUUGACUUCUUCUCUGUUCUAUCACGAGGUUCACAAUUUCGUGUUGAAUCUAUGCUCCUAAGAUUAGCACAUACACAAAACUAUCUCACAAUAUCUCCAGGAAACCAUCAGGUAGCCUCGCAGCCUGCAAUGGAGUGUUUACCACUUGUUAUGGAGCCAGAAUCUGGGUUCUAUGUUGACCCAGUGGUUGUACUGGAUUUCCAAUCCCUUUAUCCAUCAAUGAUAAUAGCAUACAAUCUCUGCUUCUGUACAUGCUUGGGGAAAGUCGUUCCUUCAAAAUCAAAUGUGCUUGGUGUCAGCUCUUAUUCACCAGAUCCAAAUCUUUUGAGGGAUUUAAAAGAACAGCUUCUGCUAACUCCAAAUGGGGUUAUGUAUAUUCCCUCAAAGGUCCGUAAAGGCGUGCUACCCCGUCUGUUGGAGGAAAUAUUAUCAACUAGGAUAAUGGUGAAGCAAGCUAUGAAAAAAUUGAGGCCUUCACAGCAAGUUUUGCAAAGGAUAUUUAAUGCAAGGCAGCUAGCUCUGAAGCUUAUAGCCAACGUUACUUAUGGUUACACAGCUGCGGGCUUUAGUGGCCGCAUGCCUUGUGCCGAACUUGCAGACAGUAUUGUACAGUGUGGUCGCAGAACACUUGAAACAGCAAUCUCAUAUGUAAAUGCAAAUCCUAAGUGGAAAGCCAGGGUUGUAUAUGGUGAUACUGAUAGUAUGUUUGUUCUCCUGAAAGGACGUUCAAUGGAAGAGGCAUUUAGGAUUGGAAACGAGAUUGCAUCUGCAGUUACUGCAAUGAAUCCAAAUCCAGUUACAUUGAAAUUGGAAAAGGUCUAUCAACCGUGUUUUCUUCUUUCGAAAAAACGCUAUGUUGGCUAUAGCUAUGAGAGUCCUGACCAAAAAAAGCCGACUUUUGACGCAAAAGGUAUUGAAACAGUACGCAGGGAUACAUGCCCAGCUGUUGCAAAGACCCUGGAACAGUCUAUAAGGUUGAUAUUUGAGCAUCGGAAUAUAUCUAGAGUGAAAUCCUAUUUGCAGCGUCAAUGGACACGAAUAUUAUCUGGAAAAGUGUCUAUUCAGGAUUUUAUUUUUGCAAAAGAGGUUCGCUUGGGUACUUACAGUGUUAGGGCUUCUUCCCUUCCGCCAGCUGCAAUAGUGGCUAUCAAAGCAAUGAAUGCAGAUCCCAGGGCAGAGCCACGCUAUGGAGAGCGAAUACCAUAUGUUGUAAUUCAUGGAGAACCUGGAGCCCGUCUUAUUGACAUGGUUGUUGAUCCAUCUAAUCUUCUGGAGAUCAACUCUCCAUAUAGAUUGAAUGAUCUGUAUUACAUCAAUAAGCAGAUCAUUCCUGCACUGCAACGGGCAUUUGGACUUCUUGGCGCUGACCUGAACCAGUGGUUUUUGGAAAUGCCUCGCCCACUAAGACCAACACUGGCUAAAAGUCAUUAUUAUGUGUCUCAUUCAUGGUCUUCUCAUGAUAUUGAUGAUAAUAGACAAGGGAUUUGUAGAAAGGCACAGACAAAAAGAAGCAGGAUAGAUACCUAUUAUGUCUCAAAGAAUUGUAUUCUGUGUGGUGAGCUGGUUCAAAGAAAAGAAUAUUUGUGUGAUAAAUGCUCAGAGAAGGAAGCACUUCUUCCAACAGCUGUGGUUGGAAAAACUGCAAAGUCAGAGAGAGAGAUCCAACAUCUUACCGCUAUCUGCCGACAAUGUGGUGGCGGUGACUCGAUUCUGGAGAGUGGGGUAAAGUGCACUUCUCUUGCAUGCUCAGUCUUCUACGAGAGGCGUAAAGUUCAGAAAGAAUUACAAGCUCUCUCCACAUUUGCAGCAGAAGCUGGACUGUAUCCAAGUUGCAGGGCUGAGUGGUUCUAAUCUGUAAUUUCCAAUGAGGUUGUAAUUCAGAUAUGUAUAUAUUGUUUGAGAAAUGUAUCUUAUGUACAAUAUGUAAAAUAUGUGUUGUAUUAAUACUGGCAAUAUACCAAAUAAGACAGUUUCAUUUAUUCAAAAAUUGCAUUUUGCUGUUGCAA
Elaeis guineensis (African oil palm) is the source of this 5792-nucleotide messenger RNA. NCBI's taxonomy places the organism in Eukaryota, Viridiplantae, Streptophyta, Magnoliopsida, Arecales, Arecaceae. The record is from RefSeq and is a predicted model, not a curated record.